Molecule: messenger RNA, 3660 nt
Organism: Glycine soja
Lineage: Eukaryota; Viridiplantae; Streptophyta; Magnoliopsida; Fabales; Fabaceae
Product: seed biotin-containing protein SBP65-like
Exons: 6
Coding region: 79-3288 (1069 amino acids)
Source: RefSeq, a predicted model, not a curated record
CCAAAAACCGCACAAAACAAAAACAAAACAAAACAGUGUCUUUGAUUACGAGAGAGAGAGAACAAAACAAUCAACACAAUGGCUUCUGAGCAAAUGCCUCGCAGAGAGAACAACAGCAAUAGGGUGAUAGAGAGAGAGGUUCACGUUGAGACACACAGAAAAGAGUCCCUCCCUGAUAAGGGAAGGGUUGUGAUAGAGAGUGAGAAGAAGGAGAAAGAGAGAGAGUUGGCUUCUGAUAGAGCCAGGUCUGGAAAUAUAGUUAAGGAGGACAAAGAGGUUGAAGAAGGAAGAAGAGGAAAAGAAAGUGGUGGUGGUGGUGGUGUUCAGCAUGAGAGGAAGUUUGAAACGAAAGUUGAAGAGAAGAAGGGUUUUGGGGAAAAGGCUGAACUCGAGGGAAUAACAAGAGUGGUGGUGGGAAGAGAGUGCAGCAAAGAGGAGAAACAAGGAAGAACAAGAGAGAAAGUAGAGGCAGAGAAAGCAAGAUCAAUGGAGAAAACUAGAGAUGAAGCUAAAGGAAGAGAACAAGCUGAAACCAAAGGUCAAACCAAGAAGGGUGGUGGUGAGGAACAGGGAAGAAGAAGAGAAGAAAUAGGAGAAGAAAAUAAACAAUCCAGCCUCGAAGAGAUUUCUAAAUGCAGAGCUGAAGCUGAAGAGAAAGUUAAGGAGAGAAAGGAGAGAUCAAAACAAGCAGCAAGUAAUGAAGCUGCCAAAGAGAGAAACAAGCAGGCAAAUAAGGAGGCAACAAAGGCAAAAGAUGUCACAAGAGAGAAGGGUCAACAAGGCAAUCUUAAAACAGGAAAUGAGACACAAGACAUUGGCCAAAAGGGUUAUGGUGGAGCAAAGGAUACCAUUGGUAGAGUGGACAACAUUACUACACCACUUGCUAAAAAGGCUCAAGUUGCUGGUAGCACCACUGUUCAGUAUGCUGGAGAGAAAUCAGCACAAGCCAAAGAUGCUACGGUAGGAUCAAUGGAGAAAACUACAAAGGAUGCUAAAGGAAGAGAAAAAGCAGGAACCAAAGGUCAAACAAAGAAGGGUGGUGGUGAGGAACAAGGAAAAAGAAGAGAAGAAACAGGAGAAGAAAAACAAUCCAGCCUGGAGGAGAUUUCUAAGCACAGAGCUGAAGCUCAACAAAAAGCAAUGAGUUCAAUUGAAGGUGCUAAGGAGAGAUACGAGAGAGCAAAACAAGAAGCAAGUAAAGCUUCCAAAGAGAGAAACAUUCAAGCAAAUAAGAGGGCUGAAGAAGAAAGAAGAAAAGCAGAAAGUGGUAGGGGUGUUCAUGUGGAUAAGUUUGAAGAGAAGAAGGAUUCAGUGCUGAAAGCAGAACUCGAGAGAAGAACAAGAGAGGUAGAGGGAAGAGAGUGGAACAAAGAGGAGAAACAAAGAAGUUGUCCAAGAGGGAAAGUAGAGGCAGAGAAAGCAAGACCAAUGGAAGAAACAAAACUGGAAGCUAAAGGAAGAGAAAAAGCUGAAACCAAAGAGGGUGGUGGUGAGGAAAAAGGAAUGAGAAGAGAAGAAAUAGGAGAAGAAAAUAAACAAUCCAGCCUGGAAGAGAUUUUUAAGUACAGAGCUGAAGCUCAACAGAAAGUUAAGGAGAGAAACGAGAGAGCAAAACAAGCAGCAGAAGCUGCCAAAGAGAGAAACAAGCAGGCAAAUAAAGGGAAUGAAGAAGGCAGAAGAGAAAGAGAAAGUGGUGGGGGUGUUCAUCAUGAGGCUAAGUUUGAAACUAAAGGUGAAAAAAAGAAGGAUUUAGUGGGAAGAGAGCGGAACAAAGAGGAGAAACAAAGAAGCAGUCCAAGAGGAAAAGUAGAGGCAGAGAAAGCAAGACCAAUGGAAGAAACAAAGGUGGAAGCUAAAGGAAGAGAAAAAGAUGUAACCAAAGAGGGUGGUGUUGAGGAACAAGGAAGAGGAAGAAAAGAAAAUGAACAAUCUAGCUUGAAAGACAUUUCCAAGUACAGAGCUGAAGCUCAACAAAAUUCAUUCAAUGCUACUGAAGCUGCUAAGGAAAGAUACGAGAGGGCAAACCAAGCGACAAGUGAAGCUGCCAAAGAGAGAAACAAGCAGGCAAAUAAGGAGGCAACAAAGGCAAAAGAUGUCACAAGAGAAAUGGAUCAACAAGGCAAUCUUAAAACAGAAAAUGAGACACAGGACAAUGACCAGAAGGGUUAUGGUGGAGCAAAGUACACCAUUGGUAGUGUGGACCACAUUACUACACCAUUUAUUGUAGAGGCCAAUCUUAAAUCAGAAAAUCAGAUACAAGACAAUGGCCAAAAGGGUUAUGGUGGAGCAAAGGACACAAUUGGUAGUGUAGACCACAUUACUACACCACUUGCUGAAAAGGCCAAAGCUGCUGGUAGCACCACUGCUCAGUAUGUUGGGGAGAAAGCAGCACAAGCCAAAGAUGCUACUGUGCAAACUGGCAAGAGUGCUGCAAAAGUUGCCUCAGAUUUGAGGGACAAGGCUUUGGCCACAGGGUGGAGUGCUGCACAUUAUUCUACUGAGAUAACUGUGGAGGGAACCAAGGCUGCAACAAAUGUUGUUAAGGGAGUUGCUGAGUAUGCAGGACAGAAGGCUUCUGAGCUUGCAGCUAUGUCAGUGGAUACUGCGAAAGGUUUAGCUGCUGCUGCAGCUGGGGAGAAUGCCAAGGAGUACACUGCAAGGAAGAAGGUGGAAGCUGAGAUGGAUUUGGAGGCCAAAAGGGAAGCUCAAAAUCAGGAAUCGAAGGAGUGGCCAUCAGCAAAAUCCACCACUGAGAGCAUUCAAAGAGGACAAGGACAACAAGAACAGCAUGAGCAAGGAGAAAAAUGGGAACAUGGUGCACAAAGGACUAAUAAGCCACAUGAAAGCAACAUUGUGGAAACCUUUGAGGAAAACCUAGGUGGGAUUGGGGAAAAAAGGGAACAAAAACCACUUGGAAGCAUCAUUGGAGAGAGCUUUCAAGGAGUUCAAGAAAAAGGGAGUGAAGUGAUGGCAAGCAUUGGUGAAAAACUGGGAAGUGCUGCACAUACAUUAGUGAAGAAGCCAUUGGAUAAGGCCACUGAGGGAGGGAGAGAGGUGUUGGGAGCUGUAGGUGAAACUGUGGUUGAGAUUGGUGAAAACAUGGUGAAAAAACCAGCACAGAAAGUGCAGCAGCAUCAAGGUGAAGGUGGAGGAGGGGUGCUGAAUGCCAUUGGUGAAACCAUAGCAGAGAUAGCAGAGACAACUAAGGUGAUUGUUGCUGGAGAGGGAGAAAAGGAGAUAAUAGUAAAAACACAUGAAUUUGAAUAUGGAGACUUGAAACUUGAUUAGUGAAUUGCUGCAUUGCAUGGAUGUUCAUGACAAGUUGGUUUAUGGAAGGAAAUCUAUCAUGAAGUACAUAGCUGCAAAAAGUUCCACGUUUUAUGGAGUUGUAAAAAAAUAAGAAUAAGAAUGUCUUGUUGUAAUACUAUAUAUAGUAAUAAUAAUGUGUAGCUGCAUGAUGUUUAUUAUAAUAAAGUUGUUUUAUUUAUGGAAAUCUAUCAUGCAGAUGCAGUACAUGUUCCACGCUUUGUGGAGUUGUAAAUAAAUAAGAAUGUCUUUUUGUGAUUAUAUAGUGUGUAGGUCUUGUACUGUUAUUACAUCAUCUCACGACAACAAUAAAUGUAAUCAGUCCCUGCAUUAAGAAAAUUUAUGUUGCCUUCA